CGUCAUCCUUGAUGCAUUGUAGCUGGCCAGGCCGAGCAAAGAUGGUGGACGCAGGGAGGUGUCUACUCCACAACAAGUAACUUUAAGAGCAACAACGUCUGCUAUCCAGCACGGUACACGUUAGUUCUUGGUGCCUUAAUUCGGGAACGUUUAUUUAAGUGAAAUGGAUGAUGUGGUGAUCGAAGACGUUCAUGACGAAGGUUCGCCUUAUCGGCCGGAGAAGGUGCCGCUUGCAAACCAGGAUGUGACUUCCCUAGCUCUCACUGUAGGGGAGCUCUUGAGCCAGUAUGGCUGGUACCUGCUGGCUGUGACUGUGGUGACCUACCUGCUGGUCCAGCAUCUGAGCAAGAGGAGAUCCGCCCAGAGAGGACGCAGCUCUGAUCCACAAACGCCACAAGAUGCUGUAUUAGUGGCAAAAAGACAAGAGGCCAUGGAAGCUGCCCGGAGAAAGAUGCAAGAGGAGCUUGAUGCCAAAGCAGCGGUCUUUAGAGAGAAACAGAAACAGCAAGAAGAAGAGAAGAGGAGGCAGAAAAUAGAGGAAUGGGAGAGUAUGCAGCAGGGAAAGAGUUACAAAGGAGCUGCCAAAUUUUCUCAGAGCACUGAAGAAGCCAGCUCAUCAUCAGUGCUGAAACCAAAGACGGACAAGAAGCCACUUCGCAGUGCAGACUACAAUCCCCUGACUGGACAGGGAGGAGGCUCCUGCUCCUUCAGAUCUGGCAGAAGAGGGCCGUCAUCUGGUGGAUGAGGCUAAAGAAGGUUAGAGACAAAGGUCGUUGGGACCUUUGACCUCUAACAGCAUGACAGCACACUGCCUGAGUGAACCAAGCUGAUGAUGUCACUAAGCUAUCGGACCAUAAGGAGAUAUUCAACAACAAGUGUAGUGGAGUAGAAUCCCUGACUCCACUUCUGAUUGGUAAAUGCUUUGUACAUUUGAAAGCUUGUCAUGAAGUCAUUCCUGUAAAUGGUAUAUAACCAGGAGGUUUGGCUGAUGAAUUUCACAGUCAGUGUUUAUUUUAAAUAUUGUUAUUAAGUUCAUCAAUGUGUGCCACAAUAGCUUCAGAGUUUAUAUUACUGCAGCAUCUGUAGCAGGUGGACGAUUUCAAUUAUAAGAAUUAGCACAUGGAUGAUUGUAGUUAAAAUGAUUUGAUAUAUUGUAAAUUAUGGUGGCUAUGUCUGUUGUUACGCAUAUUUUAUGCAAUAAAGAUCAUCACCAGGAGUUUUAAAUUGUCCAGCUGGGAAACUGAAAGCAACUGAAAUCAGUGUAAAGGUACAUGCAGCUCUUAAUAAAACUUCCUAAACUUUA
Molecule: messenger RNA, 1303 nt
Organism: Stegastes partitus (bicolor damselfish)
Lineage: Eukaryota; Metazoa; Chordata; Actinopteri; Pomacentridae
Gene: selenos
Product: selenoprotein S
Exons: 6
Coding region: 164-745 (193 amino acids)
Biological process (GO): endoplasmic reticulum unfolded protein response; retrograde protein transport, ER to cytosol
Cellular component (GO): endoplasmic reticulum membrane; Derlin-1 retrotranslocation complex; Derlin-1-VIMP complex
Source: RefSeq, a predicted model, not a curated record